AUGGCCGCCUAUCUAAUGUGCCUGACAAGUGGCAGUGGUAUGCCGGUGUUUACCAGAUCUGUAGGCAGUGUCAAGCCAUUACCCUUUCCAGUGAUUGGCUCUCUCAACGCUGUACACAUGUUCGCAACCAAUCACAACGCUACUCUGAGAUCUACCACAACGGAAGACGCUAGAAUUGUAUGGCGUGAAUUUCGAAACAGUCUUGUACUGAUAUCUGUCACAAGUCGAGACAGUGCUGCUGAUGAUGUUCUUGCUGGGAAGUUGCUGGAGAAUGUCUUUGAUGCCAUGAUUCUCUUGUAUGGCCUGGAUGAACUGACAAACAUUAAGAAUGUUGAGCGUUUCAAGAAGGAGAUAAAG
Molecule: messenger RNA, 357 nt
Organism: Candidula unifasciata
Lineage: Eukaryota; Metazoa; Mollusca; Gastropoda; Stylommatophora; Geomitridae
Source: the annotation of a GenBank genome assembly